UAAAAAUCAGCACCCGAGUGUAGUUGGGGUGGUACGAAACGAAAAAAAAGGUGCCUACUGUCCCCCACUGCAACACCUGCACGGGCGAUGCAUCGAUCGCUGCUGUGCGUGUGCGUGGCGAUCGGGCUGACAGUGGUGGUGGUGGUGUCUGCCAAACGCCUCCCAGGGGCGAGUCCGAUCGAUGCGCUACGUGCCCGUUAUCUGAUACAGGAAAGGCGUGCCUGGACGAUCGUAAAUCACAUCGACGCCAUAGACAACCAGCUAGAACAGGACGCCUCCCAUCAGCGGGCGAAUGUGCUGAGCGAGCUGGUCAACAUCUAUCUGCGGUUUGCGGAGACAGAGCUACCAGAGGAAGACCGAGGCGACUAUCGGUUGCUUGCUCGCCUACCCGAAUGGUUGCUGCUGGAGCAGAACCUGCAGGACGUGAACAACCUGUACAAGGUGGUGUACAGGUUCUUGCGUGACAAGGCACACCACUUCACCGAGCUGGCACAACGCUGGUCUGAAGAUGGCGAACAUGACCCGCCGGUGUCUGGUGGGUUGAGUGAUAGCGAUGAAGAAGACCUGCGGUUAUACAGCAUCGAUCUCGCGAAAACGAUCCUCUUCGAUAAGCGGCAACCGAUCGAGCGGCAGCUCGAGCAGAUCUACAACAUUAUGGUUGGGCAGGCGCUCUACUACCGCGCCAGCAUGGCGGCACGUAGCGUCAUUUGCAGCUUCGGAUUGUCUCCACAGCAAAUGAUCUACCUUCUCUACGAGUCGAUUGCCAUGACCGAGCUAAAAGGCUACAUUAUGAUGCAGUUCUCCUACAUGCUACUCAAAACCCAAGGCAAAGGUAACUUCACCGUCGAGUCAGCAGAACGCCGGGAGCAGUUACAGGCACGUCUCAACCGCACCCAACAACUGCUGCAGAGUGUGCUGCGGCAGGCUAGUGGCGAGUACUGGCGAUGCGAUCCGGAUCGAGGUGGUCACCGAGAGAACACGACCUACGUGCAGUUCACGCGCUUGCUGCAGGGAUACAUCGAGAACGAGGUGGACAUGAGCGCGGACAGUACGUGCCGUGAAACAUGCGCACAUUACCAGUACGGGCAUGAGCAACACCAAUGCUACAAGGAGCUGUACUGUUCGCAGCAAACCAAGUGCGCUGGGCGCAUCUAUGAGUGCGAGUACAUCGAUUCGGACAUGUGGAUCUGUCCGGCGGCAGCUCAGAGCCAGCGACGGUACGAGUACAUCGAGUACGAAAAUGGUGAGGUGCGUGGUCGCAAACAACACUGUCCUCGUGGUACAACUAAGGUUGAUUCCUGGUGGCGCUGGCUGUUCUGGCACUGCAGCUACUGCUUCUGUCUGUGCGAUGAUGCUGGCCGUCGCUCGGAUCGCUAUGUUAGUCUUGCUGAGUCCGUUUCGGACAUUGAAAAUAAUCGCGUUGUGACGGGACUACGCUUCGUGAAGGUGAAGCAAAUGAUGCACCUAAUCGUGCAGGAAGGAGAGCUGUUGCCUGGCGGUGACAUUGCCAAUGGUACGCUGUCCUGGGUCACACCGAAACCCUUCAAGCACACGGACAAGCACAUGCGUGAUGGAAUCGAAUACCACAUGCUGUCGUACGAGCGGCGUGCCAUCGAUCUCGAUGAUCUACACGUUCAUCCUGGUUACGUACUGACGGGCGUUCGAUUCCGAUCCCUUGGCACACACGUGAACCUGCAAAUUCGCAUGACUGAGAUGAACUUCACCACCGGCAAGCUGAUCGAUCCAGAGAAGAGCAUCUGGUUUGGUGACGAGACGGCUAACAGGACGGAGAUCACGCUGCGGUACUUGGACGUUCCGACACUGUCACCGUCGAAAUCGGUGCCGGUAUCCACCAGCGGCCAAUAUCUUCGCUUUGGACCAUCGGGAGGUCGAGCCGAUGCCGCGCAAACUACCAUCCCGUUCCUGGACGCCCAACCGGUGUCCCCAGUGCGUCCUGUGCCGCUUUCUGGUGCCGGAUUGCUGUAUAAGACACUGCCCAAUUACGGUGGCUUCAUCGCACCCAAGCUGUUCACGUACGAUGUCGGUCAGCACAUCACGCAACCCUCCUACGAUGGGCUUGAGGCUGAGCUUGAGGCUCGCGGUGUUAACACCGGAUAAAUCCUCCUCGCAAGGCAGUGUGAGAAGGUGAAACACGCGCUAAAACGGCACCCCCACUUUUCCUAUAGGUGUCAUUCUUGUAGUACUUUUGUCCACAUCGAGUAGUUGCAAAGCUUGCUAAACCCUACAGUAAGCGAAGGUUCUCCUAGGGGCAUCUUUACAAUAGCGCAUCGAAACGAGGGCUUUUUGAAUAUCACUUAUUGUCGAGCCAUGACCUUUCGCUCCAUUUUUUUGUUGGAGUAGUAGCAACCAACUGUAUGUAAUCAUUGAUAAAUAAAUCAAAUCCAUAAUAGCCGCCUCACGGCGUCUGC
Molecule: messenger RNA, 2429 nt
Organism: Anopheles nili
Lineage: Eukaryota; Metazoa; Arthropoda; Insecta; Diptera; Culicidae
Gene: orion
Exons: 5
Coding region: 88-2118 (676 amino acids)
Source: RefSeq, a predicted model, not a curated record